Messenger RNA from Lactuca sativa (garden lettuce), 1484 nucleotides. Its product is annotated as fructokinase-2. The record is from RefSeq and is a predicted model, not a curated record. Gene Ontology annotation, cellular component: cytosol. Gene Ontology annotation, biological process: fructose metabolic process. Lineage: Eukaryota; Viridiplantae; Streptophyta; Magnoliopsida; Asterales; Asteraceae. Gene Ontology annotation, molecular function: fructokinase activity.
AGUUCUUCCUUCUCUCUCUUCAUCUUUUUCUAUAUAUAUACAUACACACCUUCACGCGAAUACAAUUCCGAUCACCCUUCUUCAUCAAUCAUCAUUUUCACCAUUUUCCAACACAGAAUCAAUCCAUUAUCAAUCCUGACGACAUGGCAUCCAUUGUGUGUUUCGGAGAGAUGUUGAUCGAUUUCGUCCCAGAUACCGCCGGCGUCUCCUUGGCUGAGUCUCAAGGAUUCCUCAAAGCCCCCGGCGGCGCACCUGCAAACGUCGCCUGUGCCAUCACCAAGCUCGGUGGCUCCUCCGCUUUCAUCGGCAAGGUUGGGAAAGAUGAGUUUGGAUACAUGUUAGCAGACAUACUGAAGAAGAACGGAGUAAACGCGGACGGAGUUUUGUUCGAUGAGCAUGCGAGAACGGCUCUUGCAUUCGUGACGCUAAAGAAGAAUGGCGAAAGGGAAUUUAUGUUCUAUCGGAACCCUAGCGCUGAUAUGCUGUUGAAAGAGUCUGAACUGAACAUGGAUUUGAUUAAGAAUGCGAAGAUCUUCCAUUACGGGUCAAUCAGCCUCAUUACGGAGCCCUGUAGGUCUGCUCACAUGGCCGCCAUGAAAACAGCCAAGCAAGCUGGGGUCCUCCUCUCUUACGACCCUAACGUCCGCCUUCCUCUUUGGCCUUCACCGGAGGCUGCCAGACAUGGUAUUAUGAGUAUCUGGAACGAAGCUGAUUUCAUCAAGGUGAGCGACGACGAGGUGGCAUUCUUGACACAGAAAGAUGCCGAUAGCGAAGAAGCAGUGAAGUCAUUGUGGCGUGAUCACUUCAAGCUUAUGGUUGUUACAGAUGGGGAGAAAGGAUGCCGAUAUUAUACCAAGGCAAAGAUUCUGAUUAUCGCCACCAUCUUCAUAAAAAUACCGGAGAAGACGAACCAGAUCUUCAGCUCCAUCAUCGUCAUUGCUACCACCACCGGAGAAGAAAAAACCUUAAGCUCGUCACCGAUACCAGAUCUGCAAACGAGAUACUCGGAUCUGAAAACGAGGUCCUCAGAUCUGAAAAUCAUCAUCUCCUUGAGCUUGUCUUCGCUAAAAAAGAAGACCUACUAGGCGGCGAGGAGCUUGUGAUCCGAGGAGGAGAUCGGAGACCCACGCACUCGAUCUGAUUUUUUCUUCUUGAAGGUGUUCGUCUGAAAAUCCUUCAUCAGAUUUGAUUUCGUGUGUGUGGAGAAGAAGGAGAUGGUGGAGGUUAACAGAAAAAUCAAUUUACAGAAAAAGGAAGUGAAGGACACGGUGAUAGUGGCGGACGGUAGUUGAAGUGUGUAUGUGUUCUUGAGUGUGUUCAUGAAUAUGAAUAUGUGUUCUUGAGUUUGUAUUUGGAGAGAGAGAGAGAGAGAGAGAGAGAGAGAGAGAGAGAGAGAGAGAGAGAGAGAGAGAGAGAGAGAGAGAGAGAGAGAGAGAGAGAGAGAGAGAGAGAGAGAGAGAGAGAGAGAGAGAGAGAGAGAGAGA